GCCUCCGCAAUGUAAAAUAUGACUGAUGAAAACUCUAGCAAGACACUUAUUUUUUGUUCAGUCAGUCUGGGGAGAUGAAGUGGGGCAGAAGGGGAAAGUCCCACAAUGCAUCCCGUCAUGGGUCUUGAUGCUCGGAUGAGUUCUGAGAUGCGCGGAAAUUGUGAUGAGGAGAGAUGUAGGAAAUGUGUUGAUUGUCUGGUAGCUUAGAUCAGUGGAAUUGCUAGAUAAGUAAAGAUACAGUUUGGGAGAUUGUUUUGACUGUCUGGUAGCGGAAAUGAAAUACUGUAGAGGGGGUCAAAUGUGUUUAAAUAUAAGGUACUGAAAAUGAAAAAUGAUGCCGAGUAGCUGAGAUGAUAUGCGGCGAUAACAUGUAAAAAUAACUUAGUAGAACGUAAUGUAGCGUAACGUAAUGUCGCGUAAUGCGACCUACCACGGCAUAAUGUAACAUACCAUAAAAAUCACAAAACCUCACUUGAAUAAUGCAAUGUGGCGUAACAUAGCGUAGCAUAACAUACCAUCAAAAAACAUCAACAUACUAUGGCAUAACGUCACAUUGUAUAGCAUUAUGCAGUGCAACGUGCUCCAGCAUAACAUAGUGUAGUGUCUUUAUAGCCUAAUGUAACUUAAUGUAGCGUAAUGUAAUAUAGCAUGACGUAAUGUAGCAUAACGUAAUGUAGCGCAACCUAAUGUAGCAUAUUGGAAGGUACCAUUAUGUAAUGUAAAAUCACACCCAUUACCUUCACAAAAUAUCACUUACUGUAUGUAACGCAAUACAGGGGAACCUCGAUAAAACAAGACCCUAUAUAACACAUAUCGGAUAAAACAGACCAUUGAGACUGAACAAUGUGUUCGAAAAUCGUUUCCAUUUGUCACUUGAACACCCGUUGACAAAAUCUGUUAGUUCCAGAAUUGGCCACUGUUGUUUACUGGCACUGUGGCGCAAUGCAGGCAGAGAAUGGGACUGACGUAUUUCUGCGUCACAGAUAUACUGUACAAUAUGACAAGAUGCAAUUCCAAAAGACAUGCCUACGUGGCGGCCAUGUUGAAUGUGGGGCAUUGACGUACCGUCCAUGUCAUGAUGGUUCUAUCUAUUGUCUAUUGUGCAUAGAGAGUGCUGUGCAGAGAGAGAGUGUCAUGGCUGCAGCAAAACACAAGUCUCUGGAGUCUGGAACAUGCUAUUUUUGGUACAGUAACAGUUUUUUUUUUGUCAAGCCCUUCGCCUUUGGCAACGGAUUUGAAACCAGGAAGCACACUAAUUCAUAACAUCACAUUACAUGGCGUAAUGAAGCAUAACCUCCUAAACUGUAACACACAGUAGCGUAACACAUAGUAGCAUAAUGCAUAGUACUGUAACGCAUAGUAGCAUAACGCAUAAUAGCGUAAGCCAAUGUAGCGUAACAGAAUCCAGCGUAACACAAUAUAGUUUAACAGAAUGUAGCGUAACAAAACAGCGCUACAUGUAGCGUAACAAAUUGUAGCACUAAGUAAUGUAGCGUAACAUAAUGUAGCCUAACAAAAUGCAGAACAUAGCGUGACAGAAUGUAGCUUAACAAAAUGUAGUGUAUCGAAAUGUAGCGUUACAUAAUGUAGUGUAACAGAAUCCAGCGUAACACAAUAUAGUUUAACAGAAUGUAGCGUAACAAAACAGCGCUACAUGUAGCGUAACAAAUUGUAGCACUAAGUAAUGUAGCGUAACAUAAUGUAGCCUAACAAAAUGCAGAACAUAGCGUGACAGAAUGUAGCUUAAGAAAAUGUAGUGUAUCGAAAUGUAGCGUUACAUAAUGUAGUGUAACAGAAUGUAACAUAGCACAAAACAUCAGUUACAUAAUGCAAUGUAGCGUAACGUCACACAACACAAUACAGCACAGCAAAGCACAACACACUAAAACACAACAUGACAAAACUAAACAAAAUACUGUAUAAUACAACGGAACGUGAUAAACUGUGAAGCCAAGAAUUCAACUACAUUCUAUCAGAUAGCACAAAAAGAGAUGAAAGUCGUGCGAGUAUUGUCGUGGUUCCAUUGUGCGGCACGUCACCACACUGAACUUCCUCCAAUUCAAAUGUGACUUGACUCACAUCCUAACAAAAAAAAAAAAGAAAAGAGGAUGGCGCUUGUCACGUUGUCACGGUUGCCAACACGCCGAUCAUUCGGAGGAUGGUAAGAAAGGACCAUGAAAAUAGACAAUGCUCAUGAUGGAGGAGCAAUGACUUUUACUUUUGGGCAGCCGUGGUAUUUGUGUGACAGACACACACGAAGUACUCACUGAUGACACAUGGCGGCAGUUCCUCCAAAAUGGUCCCUGGUCUGUGUCGUGACGCUGAUGCUACUGGUGCAACUCUGCACAGGUAAGACCCCUGAUUGCGUGUGCUGGUCCAGCGCGGGGCCAGUGGUGCGGCUUGGCUCCAGCUUGGAGGUGUACUGCACCUUUAACUGUGAGUGCGAGCGCUCCAUGUACACCGAGGACCCGCCUGCCCUGCAGCGCCACACGGUGGUCAACUCGAGCACCACGUACGUCCGCGUGGAUAACAUCACCAAGCACCGGACCUUCAGCUGCCUGUGCCGAUGCCGUGCCCUGACCUCGGACCCGUGUGGACUCGACAUCUGGGCUGGAUACCCGCCAGAGAGGCCGCGGAACAUUCGGUGCAGCUACAAGGUUGUGACCAACCAGACUGGUGAGGUGUUUUGUUCCUGGGAAAGAGGCCGCAAAACACACCUGGAGGACACUACAGAGCUCUGGAUUACCAGGGUAUCAGGAGAUCGCCAAGAGCCGUGGCCUCCAUUCAACAUCCCUAUCAGAGGAGCUGAUCCCCAAUCAGCCAGAUUUUCCGUGUCCACCAAAGUUCACUUCAUCUCGAUGCGGGUCCGCACCCACAAUGCACUGGGGUCGGCCAUGUCGCCACCUGCCAACUAUACUCUCAGUAACAUCGCGAUCCCCCCCGCUCCGGUCCUCGGGGGGCCCCAGUGCUCCUCCAGGGGGUGCGCCAUCCGGGUUCGACAGCCUCUGAGGACGCAACACCUGGCGGUCCAGUACGCUACGGAACCAGGACUCUGGACCACCUAUCCACACUCGGACGUGCCAGUGGCUUUGGAUCAAUUGCUGUCCAUCUGGUCUCUGGAGCCUUACCGGUUGUACCAUUUCAGAGCCAGGGCCAAAUUCAGCACAGGUCUGUGGAGCGACUGGAGCGACGUCACCUCCAGUUGGACGCAGGAGGAAGCACCGGCCAGACAGCUGGAUGUGUGGUACACGCAACCUCCCUCCGACGUCAAGUCCAUCAGGCUCUACUGGAAGCCGAUGAACGUCACCCAUGCCAGGGGUAAGAUUGUGGUCUACUCGGUGGCGGUACGCAGCUCUGAGUCUGGACUGGUGUACGCGGCCAACCUCAGCGCAGAGGUCACCAGCGCUUCCGUUGCGUUUUGUGCCAGGUGCCAUGUGACGGUGAGCGCCCUCAACUCCAAAGGGAUGUCCCCGCCGGCCAACAUUACCGCCUAUCACACCAAAGCGUUGGCCCAGUUGGAUGUACAGGUGAAGGCAGACGAACGCGGCGUCGCCCUCUGGUGGAGACAAGCUGAAAGGGCGACGGCCCCCGCGGCCCACGUAGUCGAGUGGUACCCCGAGGGUCUCAAGCUGCAGGAGCUGCACUGGCUCAGACUGAACGGAGAAGCUCGUCAAGCUGUCAUCAAAGGCUUGAACGCAUCCGAGUGCUACGAAGUCGCCGUUUACGUUCUCCACGGCGAAGGCUCGAUGACCACCAGAAGCUUUAGACUCCUCAACAUCAGCCAAUCAGUCCCCAAAGUUGGUCCGUCGGUUCAACACGAAGUGGACUUCAACAGAGUGGCCGUGACGUGGAGGGAGCUUCCCAGGGCUCAGCGUGGCGGGUGCAUCACUGAGUACACCAUCUACCUGGAAGACGCCGCUGGAAGUGUGCAGCAAUACUCCGUUCAAGCGACCGAGCGGACGUUUUUCUUGGAGGACCUCCGUCCUGGUGCACACAGCCUGUGGGUGACUGCUUGGACUGCUCGGGGAGAAAGUCCAGCCGCUCAAAAAGUCAAGAUCGUCAUCCAAGCCGCAGAUGGGAUCCCGGUGUUGCCCCUGGUCUUGUGCUUGCUGCUCUCGGCAGCGGCGCUGCUGCUGCUGUGCGUGUGCCAAAUUGCAGCCGUGAAGAGGAGGGUGUGGCUGCUUUUCCGGCGCUUCCUGCUUCAAGUGGUGCCGGAUCCCGCAAACAGCAAAUGGGCAAAAGAAUGCACCCAGGAGAAGGGGAAAAUGAAGCUGCAACCCCAGGCCAGUGAGGUCGCUCCGACCGAGGAGGAGGCGGAGCCUAUCAUCAGUAUUAUUACAGACAUGGAGGAGGUGUCCAAUCACAACACGGUGGAGGCGGUCUCCUCACCGGCUGGUCCUUCGACACCUCGGUGGCCCCUCACCACGUACAUCAAGAGCGACUCCCACGACUCAAACGGCUCGGAGCAGACCCAGGCUUCGCUGGACUCCGGUACCGCAAAUGUGGACUACCUCUCAACCGGAUGCCAGGAGCGACGUCUGGCCAUGGAGGAGGAAGACCUGGAUGAAGAGGGCGAGGAGGAAGAGUUUCCACAGAUUCUAACGCCACUGCCCAAUUGCAGCAUGUUCACCGAGCCAGUGGGACCGCAGAUAAUCGGGAAUUUGACCCUGGAUGCGGUCCGGAUCGACUGCAGCAGCAUCUUUGAGAACCGCUGAUCACUCUACAACGGGUUAAACCGAUUAGUCGACUAGUCAACUUUACUACUCUACAUUGCCAUUUAAAUCUUUAAGUAAACCAACCGCCAGUCACGUGUUUUUGGCAUCUCGUCUUUGAAUCGGUGAGGUUACAGAGGACUUUCGAUUCUCCCAUCUGUCGGUCGCCGGACUGUAACGCUCUGUGGAGGAGUGGGAUGUCCUGCCAACAAGGUGACAGACAGUCUUCAUACAUCUGCGCGAGUCUAAGAGUACAAAAGCCAGUUGUGGAAGAGAAUAGCGGUGGGCCUCACGAGCUUUGGCUAUUCCGAUUGCCGCUAGUCUUAAAAGAUUCGUACCAGCGGUAUCUCAGGACCGGUGAUGAAGAACGAGGGCAGUGGCGGCAAGUAAAACUCCUUCUUUGUCGCCAAAAUGUUAUGCCCAAUGACGUGCGGACAAGAACUUUACUCCGCAUAGAAGUUGUACGGUACAGUAACGGGGUGCUAACGAGAACUUUACUCAGUUGUACGAUACAGUGUUGUGGAUUAACGGAUUACAUGUAACGACUUUAUGUAGUUUGAUUUCAAAAUAUGGGGAAAAUGUGCAAUUAGUUGCUUUUGGAAAUUUCCAUCAUUACAAUUUUAUUUGUGUUUGAAAAAUCGCCGCAAAAGCUUGGAUUUAUCCCAAAAAUGUUUUUCAUAUGAGCAUCUGACUUCGAAAGCAGACGCUUGCGAUCGGCUCUGCUCCGGUCAUGUGCCGUUCUGCCGCUACACUCAACCGACUUGUUAAUGGUACGGCUGUCAGCAGCAACAAUGUUCCACGGUUGGAAAUACAAAAAAAACACUUUUUAGUCCAAUUUGCAGGCAGUGAAGGUGCUGUCGACGUUGGAACAGUCGACGUCGAACCUGAGGACACAUCUACAGGCACGUAGCCUGUACUAGUCGACGUCGAACCUGAGGACACAUCUACAGGCACGUAGCCUGUACUAGUCGGCGUCGAACCUGAGGACACAUCUACAGGCACGUAGCCUGUACUAGUCGACGUCGAACCUGAGGACACAUCUACAGGCACGUAGCCUGUACUAGUCGACGUCGAACCUGAGGACACAUCUA
This is a messenger RNA of Phyllopteryx taeniolatus (common seadragon), 5803 nucleotides long. It is a transcript of the gene il12rb2, whose product is annotated as interleukin 12 receptor, beta 2a. NCBI's taxonomy places the organism in Eukaryota, Metazoa, Chordata, Actinopteri, Syngnathiformes, Syngnathidae. Bases 2277 to 4715 code for a protein of 812 amino acids. The transcript is spliced from 16 exons. Gene Ontology annotation, molecular function: protein binding. The record is from RefSeq and is a predicted model, not a curated record.